This is a messenger RNA of Acyrthosiphon pisum (pea aphid), 2228 nucleotides long. RefSeq names its product SWI/SNF complex subunit SMARCC2. Lineage: Eukaryota; Metazoa; Arthropoda; Insecta; Hemiptera; Aphididae. Gene Ontology annotation, cellular component: SWI/SNF complex. The record is from RefSeq and is a predicted model, not a curated record. Gene Ontology annotation, biological process: positive regulation of DNA-templated transcription. Bases 77 to 1543 code for a protein of 488 amino acids. Gene Ontology annotation, molecular function: histone binding; DNA binding. The transcript is spliced from 9 exons.
GCGAGCUUUACCAGAGUUUUUCAAUAACAAGAAUAAAUCGAAAACUCCCGAAAUAUACCUAGCAUACCGAAAUUUCAUGAUUGAUACAUAUAGACUUAAUCCAACUGAAUACAUGACGAGUACCGCAGCUAGGCGCAAUUUGGCUGGUGAUGUUUGUGCAAUUAUGAGAGUUCAUGCAUUUUUGGAGCAAUGGGGUCUUAUUAACUAUCAAGUUGAUGCUGAUAGUAGACCAACUGCAAUGGGGCCACCACCUACAUCUCAUUUUCAUAUUCUAUCUGAUACACCCUCUGGUCUACAACCUGUUAAUCCUCCUAGAACUCAACAACCUUCAGCUGCUAAAACACUUUUAGAUUUAGAGAAAAAGCCUGUAAUAGCAGAUAAAGAUGCUGGUCAUCACCCUGAACCAUUAUCUAGUUUUGGGCUUAAAUUAGAUCAAUAUGCCAAAAAACCUGGUUUAUUACGAAAUAAAACAGCUGCUGGUAUGACAAGAGAUUGGACUGAACAGGAAACUUUAUUACUACUUGAAGGAUUAGAAAUGUAUAAGGAUGAUUGGAACAAAGUUUGUGAACAUGUUGGCACAAGAACUCAAGAUGAAUGUAUAUUACAUUUUCUUCGUUUACCCAUAGAAGAUCCGUACUUAGAAGAUUUUGAAACUGGUGGUGCUCUGGGUCCUUUGUCAUAUCAACCAAUUCCAUUUAGUAAAUCUGGUAAUCCUAUUAUGUCUACUGUGGCUUUUUUGGCAUCAGUAGUGGAUCCUAGAGUUGCUGCUGCUGCAGCUAAAGCUGCUAUGGAAGAAUUUGCUGCGAUUCGAGAUGAAGUUCCUUCAGCUUUGAUGGAUGCUCACGUUAAAAACAUUGAAGCAGCUACUGCAGAUGGAAAAUAUGAUCCAGCUGUUGGACUUUUACAGAGUGGUAUUGCAGGCACUUUCCCAGAAAAAGAAGAAGAAAAUGAAAAAGAAAAGAAGGAACCAGAAGAUGUCAAAGAUCCGUCAUUGACAACAGAUAAUGACAAAUCCAUUCGAGCUGAUAAAGAAGGAGUCUCCGAUAAAGAUAAAGAGCAACCUAUGGAUGUUGACAAGAAACCUUGUGAAGAAACUACAGCCAGUACACAGUCUACUACUGUUAACCGUACUGCAGAAGAAGAACCUGAACGAAUAGUUAAGGACUCUGAAGUACAAGCUGCUGCUGCUGCAGCAUUAGCCGCAGCUGCCGUCAAAGCAAAACAUUUAGCUGCAGUAGAAGAAAGGAAAAUAAAAUCCCUUGUUGCAUUAUUAGUAGAGACUCAAAUGAAAAAACUAGAGAUAAAGCUAAGACACUUUGAGGAAUUAGAAACAACUAUGGAAAGAGAACGUGAAGGGUUGGAAUAUCAGAGGCAGCAGUUGAUACAAGAGCGACAACAAUUUCAUUUAGAACAGCUAAAAGCCGCUGAAUUCAGAGCACGUCAACAGGCCCAUCAUAGACUACAAGCCACAGGUGUUCCUCCCUCGGUCCCAAAUCCAGAACAUGUAGCUCCUGCAUCACCUGCACCUCCAAUGGCCACAUAAAAUAUGCAUUUCCAGAAUUACAAAGCCUUAUAAUGUAUAUUAUGAUAUGUGGCCUGUUUGAAUUCUGGAUUAGUCGCCGAUUAUUUAAAAUCAAUACUGUAAGUACUUUUGUAUUCACUUGUAUAUAUUUAGUGACUUUUAUGGUCUUACUGUAAUAGUUGAUUUAAUUAGUAUGUAUCAAUGUAUUAUUAAAUGUAUUCUAGAAAUAGGUGCAUAUAAAUAUAUUGACUUGUACUGUUAGAAUAAAAAACAAAAAUUACAUAAUUAAUUUGUUGUAAUGAAAAUUUAACAAAGAAAAAACUGUUUUAUUUAUUAUUUUCAUAUUUUUAUGUGUUACAAUUUUAUUUCACGUGCUGUUUUGCUACAUUACUGAUUUAAUGAAGUUUUGCGCAGUUUCGACAACUACUUUGUAUAACUGUAUUUACGACUGUAUAAUUUAAUUCAACUAAAAUGUAAGUCAUUUUUAUAUUAGAUAAUAUAUACUAACAAAAUAUUUAAAAGUCGUGUAUUUUUCAUUUAUUUUUUUUUUUUUUGUAUGUGAUGAGAUAAACAAAUAUAAAUGCAUUUAAUGUAUUUUCAAAAUACACGAUCAUUACCUACUAGUAUUUAUUGAAAAUUUAUUUAUAUUUGUAUUUCCUUAUUUUCUUAUGGUUGGCAUACAAAUACAAGUUUGUUCUGAUUCAAA